AUGAACCUUCAGAAUGGAUUCAAUGUGCCCAUCUUAGCCGUGCUAUGCGAUGGGACAUCCUUUUAUUUCUUCAAGUUUCCGGACCGACGACAAGCAGAUGGAGGACCACAGUCUACUUGGGCAUCUUCCCCAGAAGGCCGCGGGCGACAACCUAUUGCUGAGAUUGACCUUGCCGAUGACCCCACAACUUUCUUACUCCAAACUCGCCUUCUUUGUGAGAGCCUUUACUACGUGUUUUUGAAUGGGUAUCAAUCCGAUCUCCAGGCUUACUGGAACCAUAGCGUGGAAAGGAGUAAGGGUUCGUCACGAGAUUCGACUCCAAAGUGGUAUAACGCAACAGUCUCGGCUAGAAAAGCUCUUGAGGAAGCUAAGUCUGUUUGGAAGCUUCGACAAGAGGGCAAGGUAGAAGAGUCGAAUAUCUCUGCGGAAAGAGCGCACCAGUUUUUGGCGAAAAGCGUGGAAGAAGCUCCUCCUCAAAAGCCACCCGGGUUCGCCCAUCGCUUUACGGACAAGCUCGUAGCCUUGACAUGA
Messenger RNA from Rhinocladiella mackenziei CBS 650.93, 531 nucleotides. RefSeq lists its product as uncharacterized. Lineage: Eukaryota; Fungi; Ascomycota; Eurotiomycetes; Chaetothyriales; Herpotrichiellaceae. The transcript has 2 exons. Bases 1 to 531 code for a protein of 176 amino acids. The record is from RefSeq and is a predicted model, not a curated record.